AUGAAUUCGGGAUGGCACUGGGAGGUGAGGCCCCUGGUUGGUCUGAGCGAGGUGUGCCUGGGGGUGGUGGAAAAUCAGUUUUCCAUGGGCAGACGAAGAGCUUUCCCCAAGCCCGUGGCAGAGCUGGUGGUGCAGCACGUUGAGGAACAGAAGCCCCAAAUCCGUCAGGUCUCCAAGAAGCCGGAUGUGGAGGUGAUGGGAAUACCUCCUCUGCCAAAGCCACCUUCUUGGGAGCCGAAGCUGGGCCUGCAAUCAGAACCCACCAUCACAUUCCUGUUUACACUCCUGAACACAUCGGAGCCCGUGGAGCCCAAUGACUCCGGAGAGGACUUGGAGACCCCGGAGUGCCCAUUCCUAGAGAAGGACGACUGGGGCCCCCGGCAGACUGCAAAGGAGAUGAGGCACUUGAAGAAGGAUUGCAUGAGGCUUUGGGAAUCACUGAACAUUAUUCGAAUGGAAAAUCUGGUCCUGGGGGAGAAGCUGCAAAACUUGCCCAACUCGUUAUACAAGAGUUUGAAGAAAGAGGAAGCAAAGGCCGUCCAGGAGGGAGCCGGAGACGUCCAGGAGGGAGCCCGAGACGUCCAGGAGGGAGCCGGAGACGUCCAGGACGGAACCCUUGAUAUCCAGGGGGGAGCCCGGGACAUCCAGGAGGGAGCCCCAGCCAUCCAGGAGGAGGCCCAGGCCUUCCAGAAGGCAGCACUGUUGCAGGUUCGUGGGCAGCGAAGCAGUGGCAUUGGGGAAGGAGAGGGUGUCCGCCCAGUGCUGCUCCCUCGAUCUCCCCACUCCCAGCAGCAGCCCUGCGCCCCGAAAGCAACACUGCUCAUCCUGCUGCCUGACCCCCCCCACAACCACAGAAACCAGUGCCCACCCUGGCCGGGCCCAAGUCUGGAGACCACACAGCUCCUUGGGAGGCCCCAGCCUCAGCUCCUCUCCGAGUCCCAGCAAUAA
Molecule: messenger RNA, 948 nt
Organism: Choloepus didactylus (southern two-toed sloth)
Lineage: Eukaryota; Metazoa; Chordata; Mammalia; Pilosa; Megalonychidae
Exons: 6
Coding region: 1-948 (315 amino acids)
Source: RefSeq, a predicted model, not a curated record